Messenger RNA from Hypanus sabinus (Atlantic stingray), 7139 nucleotides. RefSeq names its product K(lysine) acetyltransferase 6B (gene kat6b). Gene Ontology annotation, biological process: nucleosome assembly; regulation of DNA-templated transcription. Gene Ontology annotation, molecular function: DNA binding; histone acetyltransferase activity. Gene Ontology annotation, cellular component: nucleosome; MOZ/MORF histone acetyltransferase complex. The transcript is spliced from 17 exons. Lineage: Eukaryota; Metazoa; Chordata; Chondrichthyes; Myliobatiformes; Dasyatidae. The coding region runs from base 763 to 5847 and encodes 1694 amino acids. The record is from RefSeq and is a predicted model, not a curated record.
GGGGAUAUUCAGGACGGCUUUUAUUUCUGCAUGGUUGUGGGGAGGACGCAUUGGCACGCCCGCUGGAAAUGCUCUUUUGCGAUUUCUGUUGGUGUUGUGGCGCCUGCGGAAGAUCGGUGGUGUUGGGACUGAAGAGCAGCUUUACCGUGACCAAGCGCACAGGCCUAUUCCCGCCGCUUGCCAGCGCUCGCUGCCCGGCUGCUGUUUGCUACUCUGCGUGACAUUGGAGCAGGAAGCUUUUGCUGUCAGCGCCUUUGACAAGCACAAGCUUAAGUGUGCGUGUUAAAGUUGCCUGGCGUAGCUUGGUGACGGAGGCUACAUUCUGUUUAUCUCUUGUGGCUUCGCUCCAUGUCCUCAACACCGGCUUGCACUACACGCGUUGUUGGCGUGGUGACAAUCUGAUGUAAACAUCAGAUCGUCAAACUGAUCAAAACAUAGAUAAUGAAACUGUUCUCGCUUUCGUGACUAGUCCCCAGGGUCUCCUGGAAGUCUUCUGGAAACCUGUUGAUUGAACCUGCAGAAGAUUAGUUUGUUUAUCCACUGACUUUUGUGACUAAUUGGUCUCAUUGGUGUUUUGAUGGAUAGUUUGGAUUAGCAAGCAUGUUGCAGAUCCUAGAGUCAAAACAUGAUCUGUGCUUUCCUUUGGUGAAUUGUUUAAUUUCUCAGGAAGAGCUGUUGUAUCAUUACCUGGAAUUGAUUGAGCAUGGGGAAAAAGAAUAACUUAAUUGCCUAGCAUCUUGAUUGAGCUACUUAUGGUCAACCAUGGUAAAACUUGCAAAUCCACUGUACACUGAAUGGAUUCUUGAAGCUAUCCAGAAGGUGAAAAAGCAAAAACAAAGACCAUCUGAAGAGAGAAUUUGUCAUGCAGUGUCAUCUUCACAUGGAUUAGAUAGAAAGACUGUUCUGGAGCAGUUAGAACUUGGUGUGAAAGAUGGCACUAUACUGAAAGUUACAAAUAAAGGGCUUUCAUCCUACAAGGAUCCAGAGAAACCAGGCCGUUUUUCACCUGUUAAGUCUUGCAGUCUUUCAAAGUCCACACAGGCGUGCACAUCCAGAAAUUGUAUUGAUAUAAGUAAUGUGGACUGGAAUAAGAUCAUUAAGAGAGCAGUUGAAGGAUUGGAAGAAGCAAAUGGUUCCUCACUAAAGAACAUAGAGAAAUAUCUGAGAAGCCAGAGUGAUUUAGUUACUGUUACCAGCAGUUCCACCUUUCAACAACGCUUGAGGUUGGCCACCAAGCGUGCUGUGAAUAAUGGGAGAAUAUUGAAGGAUGGUCCACUUUACAGAGUGAAUUAUGGGAGUGCAGGAGGCAAAGGAGUGGCUAAAUACAAUAAUUCUUCAUUUCUCCUCCCAGUCAACCAUCUACCACAUGAAAAAGAAAAGCCCCGUGCAAAUCCCUUUCCAAUCUGCAGUUUUUGCCUGGGAACAAAGGAAUGCAAUCGAGAGAAAAAGGCAGAAGAUCUCAUCUCUUGCGCUGACUGUGGUAGCAGUGGGCAUCCAUCAUGUUUAAAAUUCUCUCCAGAGUUAACAGCCCAUGUGAAAACCUUAAGAUGGCAAUGUAUUGAGUGCAAGACUUGCAGUGCUUGUCGAGAUCAAGGAAAAAAUGCUGAUAACAUGCUUUUCUGUGACUCCUGUGAUCGAGGGUUUCACAUGGAAUGUUGCGACCCGCCUUUAUCCAGAAUGCCAAAAGGAAUGUGGAUUUGUCAAAUCUGCCGGCCAAAGAAAAGGGGAAGAAAGUUGCUACAUGAGAAAGCUGCUCAGAUCAAACGUCGUUAUGCAAAACCACUAGGACGUCCCAAAAAUAAACUAAAGCAAAGAACCAUAUCUGCAGACAGUGAUGGAGGAUCUUUAACAGUGGACACAGGAAGGGGGUCAACUGGCAAAGAAACAAAAUCUAUCCAAAAGGAAAGCACAGAUGAGAGUGUAGCCUGUCAUCAGGACUAUGUGACAGACGAGGACUUGGAAAUGUUCAAGCAAGCUCGGCAUUUAUCACUCCAGAAAACAGGAGCUGUUACUACUGUAGACCCCCAUGGUCGGUACCCAUCUAUAAUUGAAUUUGGGAAGUAUGAAAUCCAUACCUGGUAUUCUUCACCAUAUCCACAAGAGUAUGCAAGGCUACCAAAGCUUUACCUAUGUGAGUUUUGUCUGAAGUACAUGAAGAGUCGGAACAUUUUGCAGAGGCAUGCAAAAAAAUGUGGCUGGUUCCAUCCACCUGCUAAUGAAAUAUACCGGAAAAAUGAUCUGUCAAUAUUUGAGGUUGAUGGAAAUAUCAGUAAGAUAUACUGUCAAAACCUCUGCCUAUUAGCCAAGCUUUUCCUGGACCAUAAGACACUUUACUAUGACGUUGAGCCAUUUCUUUUCUACGUAUUAACUAAAAAUGAUGAAAAGGGCUGUCAUCUUGUUGGUUACUUCUCUAAGGAAAAGCUUUGCCAGCAGAAAUACAAUGUUUCCUGCAUAAUGAUUAUGCCCCAGUACCAAAGGCGAGGCUUUGGAAGAUUCCUGAUUGAUUUCAGUUACUUACUUUCAAGGCAAGAAGGACAGGCUGGAUCACCUGAGAAACCCCUGUCUGACUUGGGGCGGCUUUCAUAUCUAGCAUAUUGGAAGAGUGUGAUACUAGAAUACCUGCAACGGCAUCAGGACAAGCAAAUCAGCAUCAAGGGUAUCAGCAGAGAAACAGGAAUGUGCCCACAUGACAUUGCAAUGACUCUACAGCAGCUAAAGAUGAUUGACAAACAACAGUGCAAGUUUGUUAUAAUCCGAAGGCAGAAGCUCAUUCAGGAACAUGUGGGAAAGCUGCAUACCAACCCACGUCUCAAUGAAGUGGACCAAGAAAGCCUGCGGUGGACUCCAGUAGUCGUUCCCAGUGCUGCUGCUUCUGAAGAGGAGAUGGAGGCAGAAAAAGAGGCUGAACUGCUGGAGCAAACCAACCACUGGGAGCAGGGCCAUGAGCAGUGUCCUGAAAUGCAGGCCGGUACACAUGCAGUUAAUAAUGCACCAUGUAAAAACAGCUUUGCACAAUCUGUAUGUCCACCUGACACCAGCGAAUUGAUAACAGAGUCUCCAAAUGAAGUCAGUGAAGAGGAGGAAGAAGAUGAGAAUGACGAAACACAGCUCUGUUCAUCACCAAACACAGCAAAAUCACUCUUCAGAGGGCCAAAGAGGAAGAGGCCACAUACCCACAGAAAGAAGAGGGGGCGGAAGCGGCGGAGACACAACAGCAGUGUUACCACUGAGACUAUUUCUGAAACAACUGAGGUACUUCAUGAAGCCUUUGAGAACUCUGAUAAUGAGGGUCAAAUGCCUUGCUUGGAACCUACUUGUGAAGAAGAGGAGGGUUAUGAAUGUGAUGAUGAAGAGAAGAAUUACUUCAAGCAUCGCUAUGGCAGUUUGGACUUAAAAACGAGGGAUCAGUCAGAUGAAGGAGAAGAUUUCUGUAAAAGUGCAGAUGAAACUCCUGAGAAAGAACAGCAUACAGAUAAAGCAAAUACUGAUAUCUCUUCAAAAGAGAACACUGAGGAAAACUCUGUUGAUUCUGAGCCUAUAACAAGAGUUGUGAAACGCAAAAAAGGUUGGCCAAAAGGAGUGAAGCGUGGUCCAGCUAAAUGGAAACGUAAAGCUGAGAAUAAAACUGGCUUUAAACUCAACCUGUAUACACCACCAGAAACUCCCCUUGAGUCUGAGCAACAUGUCACACCAGAGGAGAAGCAUGUAGUGUCUGAACAGACAACUGUUGGUGAGCAGCAUGGUGAGGCAGCCCCUCCCAUAACAGAGGGAGAUGAACUUGAAGGUGAGCAGAAGGCAGAAUCCUCAGAAUCUACCUGCCUAUUGAGUCAGGAAAGGGAACCUGUAGAAGAACCAACUAUACAGGAACACAAGUUUACUGGUCCAGUUCCUGAAGAUGAGACUCAUAAUCCUGAGCGAGAAGAAGAUGAUGAUGAUGAGGAGGAGGAGGUGAAUCAAAAUGAGGGCCAUGAUGCAGACGAUGAAGAUGACAGUCACAUGGACUGUGCUGCAGCACUGGAAGAAAGUCCAGAGGAAGAAUCGUCAAAGCAGGAGCCAUUCUUAGAGUUAAAUAUUUCAAGUAAUCCUACAGAGCAGAAAGAUGAGAUGGAUCAAAAUACUCAACCUAUGCCAGAUUCUGAAGACCAAAGCAAUGAUCGUGAAGAGAUCUCAGAGUGCGUACCAGAUUCAGGUGAAGGUCAUGUCAGAAGCCAGGAUAGUAAGGAUAAUGGAAAGCAGACCCCUGGAUUCAGGGAGCAGCAUAUCAAUGCAGUGCCUGACACAGAGACAGCACAGGCUGUUCAAGCAUUGACACAAGAAAAUGGUGAACAAGAAAACACUGAGCAAGUAAACACCUACCAAGACUGUGCAGAGACCAUGGAGGCCUGUCAGACACUGCAGCGUUACUCUCAUACAGAGCAGAGUCCACACGUAGAUGACAGCCAGCAGUCAGACCACAGUAGUCCCCUUUCAUCUGUUCACUCAAACCCUAGCCAGUCGGCUCGUUCUGUGAACAGCCCUGGUGUGCCUCCCAUUGAGAACAGCUACACUCAGAUCAGCCCUGAUCAGAGUGGCACCUCUGCACCACCUUUACAGAACAUAGAAACCAGUCCAAUGAUGGAUGUCCCAUCAGUUUCGGACCAUUCACAGCAGGUAGUGGACAGUGGCUUCAGUGAUCUGGGCAGCAUUGAGAGCACAACAGAAAACUAUGAGAAUCCGAGCAGCUAUGACUCAACCAUGGGAAGCAGCAUCUGUGGCAAUAGCAACACACAGAAUAGUUGCUCAUAUAGUAACAUAUCUUCCAGUAGCCUUACUCAGGGCAGCUGUGCAGUAACUCAGCAGAUGACUAACAUCAGUGGUAGUUGUAGUAUGAUGCAGCAGAACCGUAUCAAUUCCCCACCAAACUGCACUGUUAAAUCUCCCCAGAAUUGUAUAAUUGAAAGGUCUCCAAGUAACAACCAAGCACAGCAGCUGUCACAGUGCGGCAUGACCACCAGUUUUGUACAAGCAAUACAACUGACGGACAUUGCCGAAACUGGAAGCUCAGGCGUCAGUAUAUAUGACAGGAUGGGUCAAGGUGAUUUUGGAACUGGGGGCUAUCCACAGCCUUCUGCCAAUUUCAGCCUGGCCAAAUUACAACAGCUAACUAACACAAUCAUGGAUCAUCCAUUGCCUUAUAGUCACUCAGCUGCAGUCACUUCCUAUGCAACAAGUGUCUCUUUGUCCACCCCACAUUCUGGCCUUGUCCAGCCUCAUUCCUUAUCUGGGGGAGCUCCAGCACAACCAACAAUGACUCCCCCACCUAAUCUUACUCCGCCACCAAUGAACCUAGCAUCGCCACUUCUACAGCACAGUAUGGCAGCCCCCAAUAUUGGGAUCCCUCACACUCAGAGACUGCCAACACAGAUGCCAACAAAGAGCCACGUCACCAUUCGCUCCAAAUCGGUGGCUCACCAGCAGCAGCUCUACAGCCGCACCACCUCCACUGUGGCCAUGCAGCCGGCGGCACGCUCUGUCAGCCUGCAGCGCACCAUGAACAUGGGUUUGGUGUCCACGCCACCUUACAACGUCAGUUCCAUGAAUGUGAAUGCACUGAAUGCAAUGAAUGGCUACAGGAUGACACAGUCCAUGAUGAACAGUGGUUACCAUGGCAACCCGGCCUACAUGAAUCAAACUGCCCCAUACCCCAUGCAGAUGCAAAUGAGCAUGAUGGGAGGUCAGCCAUACACUCAACAACCAAUGCAGAGUGCACCUCAUGGCAACGUGAUGUAUACGCCACCAGCUCAUUACAGUCACAUCAACACCGGCAUGACCAAACAGCCUUUGAAUGGCUCCUACAUGAGGAGGUAGAUUUGGGUCAGAUAAGAUCAAUAAUAAUAGAGAGAUCUGCAUAGUUGGAAGCCAAUGCAGAGUGUGAGGUGAUCCACUGAGAAGACCAGCUGUUUUGCUGAACUGUCACAAAAAAAUAGUUUUGAAGAAAUUAUUAAUGGCACUUUGUGUUCAAUCUGUUGACAGAAGGAAGUCUUAUUUAUUUUUUAAUUCAAGUUGGGUGGGACUUGUUUUCACUUUGCCGUAUAUGUAGUUUUCCUUUGUGUUUGGUGUGGACAGAUGAUGACUUUGCAACAUGCGUGGAAAUAGAAGCAGCAGGCCGUGUGUUAGAAACUUUCAAUGUGCCUAUUGCCCUUGGAGAAAGCUUGGCCACUUCUACAUUGAGAACAAACAAGCUUACAGAGAGAACAACCUAGCCACACCUGGGGCUGUAGGGGAUAUUUGUUAUACAGUACAAGUAUAUUGAGUUUUGUGAAGCUGAUGGCUAAUUCAGCAUGCAACUGAACAUCAGUGGAAGAAUUUGUUUGUGACUGUCCUUUAGUAAAACAGGAAUGUAUUGUGUUUAACAGCAAGCCAUUUGUUAUGUUUUGCCUUUAUUAGGUUUUAUUAGCUUUGAAGUAAAAUGAAAACUAUAUUUUUGUUAAUUCUGAGACUGUAAAAAUUGUAAAAGCUGGACCUUGAGUUCCUUUGGCAGUUUUUGAAAAGGUUACUUGCAAAAAUGUUCAGUGUAUAAUUGAGACAUUUUUUUAUACCUGAUUUCUUUUUUUCAGUGAGGCAGCUUUCUGUUUUUUAAAUGAUUGCAAAGUAUUCUGUUUGACAAAUGAACACACAAAUUGUGUUAACAUCAUAUCUAAAUAUUUGUACAUGUCGGGUUCAGACAAGCAAAGCUUUUUCACGAAUAAUGUCAGCCAGCAGCUGAACUGUUGGCUGAGUAACUGUUCUGAGAUAUGUUGCCCCAAUAAUGAACAUCUUUAACUAUUCAUUGGCAUUCCAUCUGUAGAUUUUUCUAUCUUUAGAGAAUAUUGAAGUUCUAUUUUAAAAAAAUUUAGAUCUGUAGUGUGUGAAUAUACCAACAUAUGCUUACAAAACGCAUGUAAAAAGCAAAAGUAUUUGUGUCUGUUUAUAUUGCUGACUUUUUGUAGCCUUUGUACUUGCACAUGGUGACUGUAAGGCCUGCGAGGAAAAAGCUGGAUACGUGUAUAAAGAUAGGAGACAGACAAGUGAGGUGCACUUGAGUUUAUCAGUUAUCCUUCCAGCCAGUCACUUAAAAGGACGCUGUACAUUUUAACAUGAAAUAAAUUAUGUUGACCCAU